UUCAACGGUUACACACUCCACUGCUGCUGUAAAGUCAUCCCAAUACUAUCCAACAAAAUGAAAUUCAUCAUUGUAUUUGCUGCUCUUUUCGCCCUUACCAUGGCCAACAAAGAUGCCGAAAUUUUGCACUACGAAAACAAUGUUGAACCCGAAAACUUCAGCUACUCCCUACAGACCAGCGAUGGUAAGACUGCCGAAGAACAAGGAGUUCUUGAAAAUGCUGGCACCGAUGACGAAGCUCUUUCGGUUCGUGGAUCUUACUCGUACAUUGGUGAUGAUGGUGUUACUUAUCAAGUCAACUAUGUUGCUGAUAAAAACGGUUUCCAACCACAAGGUGCUCACAUUCCAGUUGCUUAAGUAGCUGAAUAUUUGUAAAAAAAGACUGUUAUUAGAUGUAAAUAGAUAGAUAAAUUAAUAAAAAAAAACAAUUGAUAUAUAAACAAGUAA
Calliphora vicina (urban bluebottle blowfly) is the source of this 447-nucleotide messenger RNA. RefSeq names its product larval cuticle protein 65Ag1-like. Gene Ontology annotation, cellular component: chitin-based extracellular matrix. The record is from RefSeq and is a predicted model, not a curated record. The coding region runs from base 58 to 357 and encodes 99 amino acids. The transcript has a single exon. Lineage: Eukaryota; Metazoa; Arthropoda; Insecta; Diptera; Calliphoridae. Gene Ontology annotation, molecular function: structural constituent of chitin-based larval cuticle.